AGUAGCUUCUGAUUGCUCAAAGAAUCAACAAAAAAUAAAACUGAAAAAAUGUUCAAGCUUAUCUGCAUCUUUGCUCUUAUGGCAGCAGUUUCAGCAGGAGCUGUACAUCCUGCUCCAUUGGUAGCGGCUGCACCUGCACUGCCUGCACCAAUAGUUACUGCUCGUAGUAGUCAAGUAAUAGCUAGGAAAUAUAAUACACUUGCGGCUGCUCCUUUGGCUUAUGCCGCUGCACCGGCUAUCGCUGCACCAGCUCCAAUUGGGUAUGCAGCCCCAGCUGCUAUCGCUGCACCAGCUCCAAUUGGAUAUGCAGCCCCAGCGGCUAUCGCUGCACCAGCUCCACUUGCGUACACAGCGCCGGCUCAUCCACUAGCGUACACGGCACCAGCUGUUAUUCCUCAUCAUACAGUGGCUUAUAGUGCGCCUGCAUAUGCAGCUGCACCACUAUUAUUCAGAAAAUAAUGAUAUUGUCACAGAAGUUUUUAAAUUUUAAUUACUCAUGUAUAUUUUUUCUAUUAAUAAAAUUUUUAUUAAGCAUU
Molecule: messenger RNA, 536 nt
Organism: Microplitis demolitor
Lineage: Eukaryota; Metazoa; Arthropoda; Insecta; Hymenoptera; Braconidae
Product: cuticle protein 16.5
Exons: 2
Coding region: 49-459 (136 amino acids)
Source: RefSeq, a predicted model, not a curated record